Messenger RNA from Glossina fuscipes, 1236 nucleotides. Its product is annotated as arrestin domain-containing protein 2-like. The transcript is spliced from 5 exons. Gene Ontology annotation, biological process: protein transport. The record is from RefSeq and is a predicted model, not a curated record. NCBI's taxonomy places the organism in Eukaryota, Metazoa, Arthropoda, Insecta, Diptera, Glossinidae. Gene Ontology annotation, cellular component: cytoplasm. The coding region runs from base 10 to 1203 and encodes 397 amino acids.
UUAAAUAAAAUGGUGAUAAACUGCGAUAUCGAAUUUGAUAAUAAUCCGCACGGUGUUUACUUCUCCGGUCAAAAAUUAACGGGCAGGUUUACUCUCAGUGUGAAUAAAGUGAAAAAGAUCAAGGCGGUUGUUUUAAAGGUUCUUGGUUGCGCUAGUACUCAAUGGACUGAAAUCGAUAAAUCUUCCCAAAUAAUUACUUAUCAUGACCAGCGUUUAUACUUAGACACAAAUACUUACCUAUUGCAAGCAGCUGAUGAAAGUGAAAUCAUUACAAUAGAGCCCGGUAUUCAUACAUACAAUUUUACAUGUCACAUACCUAACAAUUGUCCCUCAUCGUUCGAGGGUGCUUACGGCCAUAUACGUUACGUGAUUAAAGUAGUCGUGUUAAGACCUUGGAAAAGGAAUCAGACUUUUAAUAAAGCAUUUACGGUCUUAAAAGUAUUGGAUUUAAAUUAUGAAACGCCAUUGGUGAAAAUGCCGAUAAAUUUGACUUCAGAAAAAUCUCAUCUAUGCAAUUGCAUUAAAGUUCAGCCAUUGAAAAUUGAUUUACAUUUACCUCGUUCCAGUUUUGUUUGUGGUCAGCAAAUACCAAUUGAAAUGUAUCUUAAUCAUCAGGGGGACGUGCCUGUUGGAGAAAUUCAAUUAUGUCUGAUGAUGCUAGUGGAUUAUAUCGCCCAAUAUCCGAAUAAGAAACUACGUAACGAACGAAUUGUUAUAACAAAACUUCGAGAUAAUUUUGAGGCGAAACCAAACCUUCGAACGUUCAAUUAUUUACUGCCUAUAGUAGCCACGCCUCCGAGCUGCCUUUAUACUGCAUGCAAUUUAAUACAAAUCUCGUAUGUUUUGGAAGUGGAAAUUAAAAUUAAAGGCCUGCAAAAGAACCAAUUAUUGCAAGCACCAUUAACGAUUGGUACAGUACCUUUACCGAAUGUAAUACAACAACAGCCGUAUGCUACUGAAAUCCGAGACAUUACUAUUCUACCUUGGUUAUCCAAUCAUGGAAUGCCUCAACCAGAGUAUGUGGAAGCCAAUCAUAUAUUAAAGGUUAAAGUAGGAGAAGACGAAGCGCAGAAAUAUGAAGUCCUUGAAGAAUUUUCUCCUAAAUAUCCAGUAUUCAUUCAUUUUAAGAAUUCAUUAGAAGCGGGUAGCAAUGAGGAAAUGAAUGGCAAGACCCUUGUCGACAAUAAAAGUACUUGGCUUUAGAUAUGGUUGCAUUUUUAAUUGCACUUAUCCCGU